Molecule: messenger RNA, 5309 nt
Organism: Megalops cyprinoides (Indo-Pacific tarpon)
Lineage: Eukaryota; Metazoa; Chordata; Actinopteri; Elopiformes; Megalopidae
Product: NACHT, LRR and PYD domains-containing protein 12-like
Exons: 18
Coding region: 964-5235 (1423 amino acids)
Molecular function (GO): protein binding
Source: RefSeq, a predicted model, not a curated record
UGAAGAUUUAGUGGGGGGGGGGGGGUGUCAAAAAGAGGCAGCAAAGGUGGUGUGUGGCAUUUCGACCGCUUUUUCAACAGGUAUUUUAUUUUCAACAGCUUUGCUAGUUGCCAGUUGUACAGCUUAAGCUCAUCCCAAUAAAACAAUGUCUGCACUCAUGCUAGAGUGAAUGUAGUCCUCUAAUACUUUUUUAUGCCGAUGCACCAGUUUUUUCCUUUAAAAGUCCCACAGUGCACUACUUUGAAAUGGGCACUCAUUGGACCAUAGGAGCUACUCCACUGAAGUUAUGUGAGCAACUCAUAGGCGCUUUAUGAAUUGCAGGGUGCCUAAGAGCAAUAAUACGAGGGCAAUAAUAUGCCUCCACGUGACUUGUCUUUCCCCUAUUAGUUAUUAAACUGAUGUGCGUGAUAAAAGUACCAACAGUCAACUGAAAUUGCCUCUCUUGUAGAGCACUAGGGGACUUGUAGUUAGUAAAACAGCUGUUACUGUCACUGUUGCUUUAAUUGGCAUUAGACCUCCUGCAGAGCACUAUGGGACUCGAAUAAAGUAGCUGUUUGCUACAGAUGAGUGGAUCAGAUGAUAUCAUGCACCUCACUUCAGUGCUUUCUGUGUGGGAUGAGAAGAUGAAUGUGUUUAUUAGGGUCAUUAAAAGUUAUUUCACAGUCUGUCAUAAAUGUUGCCUGUUUCAACAGUGACAAAGGUUGAUUAAGAACUAGAAAUUCACUGCCCCACUCUUCUGAAGGUUGUAGUAAAUGUGAGCAGGUCUGUACUUUGACUCAUCUUGUACCAGGGAUAAAGAGGGAGUUAUUUAUUUCAGUUUUUUUUACAGAAAGAACGGAGAGGAGCAAAGGAGGAAUGAAACAACUCCUGUUGAAGAGUGUCCAUUCUGUGUGAGGAGUUUCCACUCGUCCAGUGUGAAAGAGAGUAUCUGGAACCCCCAGCACAAACUGAGAUCUCCUGAAAAUGAAGGGGGGUCAGUCAGAGUGUCUGUGUUUACUUCUGCUGCUCCUCCAACAGACCUCUGUCUCCAGACCAGAAAAGUUCCAGGUUUUUGGUUCAGCUGAUCCUGUUGUUGCUGAAGUUGGUGAAGAUGUUGUUCUGCCCUGUUACCUUAAACCCAACAUCAGUGUCGAAGACAUGCGUGUGGAGUGGUUCAGAGUUGACUCCAGUGAUUACGUGCAUCUUUACCAGGAACGAGAGAUUAGAAAUGAGAACCAGAUCUCAUCUUACAGAAGGAGGACUGCACUGUUCCCAGAGGAACUGAAGCAAGGCAAUGCUUCCCUUAGACUGACCAGAGUACAAGCCUCUGAUGAGGGACAGUAUAAAUGUUUCAUUAAGUUCACUCAGUUGCAGUAUGACGAUGCUCCUGUUGAAGUGGAAAUAAGAGGAACUGAGCCAGUGAUCUCCAUGGAGGGACACAGAGAAUGGGGGAUCGGCCUGCUGUGUGAAGCUAAAAGAUGGGAUCUUCAGCCUGAACUCAUCUGGCUGGACAGUGAGGGACACAGUCUCCCUGCUGGACCUACAGAGACACACAGAGGCAGUAUGGACUCCUUGAUUGUGAGAAAACGCAUCGUCAUACAGGACAGACACACGAAGAGGGUCACCUGUCGAGUUCAAUUGCAGCAACGUAGCUUGGAGAAGGACACUGAGUUUCACAUAACAGCUGAGAUGUUCCCUCUUGCCCCUUGGGAGGUGGCCUUAGCUGUGAUUUUCUCUCUGGCUGCUUUUGCCCUCAUUGGAUCUUGUAUUUAUUACUACUACAGAACACUGCGCAGAGAACAACACAGACAGGAAGAGGAGCUUGGCCAGCUAAUGCAGCGGGGUUCCCAAAACCAAAAUGAGCACUCUCCACUGAUGAAUGAAUCCAUUAUAAGAGUGCAACAGAAACUGAAAAAUGACCUGAAGAAGAAGUUUGAGUGCAUACCUAAAGGUUUAGCUAAGCAGGGCCACUCAACCCUCCUCAGUGAGGUCUAUACAGAGCUCUACAUCACAGAGGGGGGAAAUAAUGGGUUAGCAUCCAAGAGGCAAAUUAUACAUGAGACAGAAAUCCUCUGCAAUGACAUAUUUAAACCUUCAUCUGGUCAACGCAAAACUAUCAGAACUGUGAUGACAAAGGGGACUGCCGGCAUUGGAAAAACUGUCUCUGUGCAGAAAUUUACUCUUGACUGGGCAGAAGGAAAAGCCAAUCAGGACAUCCAUUUCAUUUUCCCUCUUUCUUUUCGAGAUCUGAAUUUGAAGAAGGGGAGAAAAUUCAGUCUGAUGCAACUUCUCCUGCGCUACUUUCCAGAACUGAAAGAGAUUGAAGGUGCUGAACAUGAUGCAGUCAAAGUUUUGUUCAUCUUUGAUGGUCUGAAUGAGUGUUGGCUUCCUCUAGAUUUCCAGAACAAUGAAAUCUGGUGUGAUAUAACAAAGCCAACAUCAGUGGAUGUGCUGCUGACAAACCUAAUAAACGGGAAUCUGUUUCCCUCUGCUUUCGUCUGGAUCACCUCCCGACCAGCUGCAGCUAAUCAGAUCCCUGAUAAAUGUGUCCAUCGGGUGACAGAGAUACGAGGGUUCAAUGACCCACAGAAGGAGGAGUACUUCAGGAAGAAAAUCAGUGAUCAGAACAUGGCCAAGAGAAUUAUCUCACACAUAAAGUCAUCUAGGAGUCUCUACAUCAUGUGUCACAUUCCAGUCUUCUGUUGGAUUUCUGCUACUGUUCUGGAGAAACAGGUAAUUGGAGCUAACACUAGAGAAAUCCCAAAAACUCUGACUGAAAUGUACACACACUUCCUACUUAUUCUGAGUAACAUAAAAAAUCAGAAGGAUCAGGAAAGAAAUGGGACGGGUUCACAAACAAAACUGGACUCAGAUACAGAAAUCAUCCUGAAAGUGGCAGAGCUGGCUUUUCAGCAGCUGGAAAAGUGCAAUCUGAUAUUCUGUAAACAGGACUUGAAAAAGUGUGGCAUUGAUAUCAAUGAAGCUCCAGUGUACUCUGGGUUGUGUACAGAAAUCUUUAAAGAGGAGUCUGGGUUGAAUCAGGAGAAAGUGUACUGCUUUGUGGAUGUGAGCAUUCAGGAGUAUCUGGCUGCAUUUUAUGUGUUUCAUUCAUUUGUAAAUCAGAACAUAAAUGUGCUUACUUCAGAUGAAUCAAGACCACAAGGUAACAAUAUGCAGCCGUCUGACUUACACAAGAGUGCAGUGGAUCAGGCCUUACAGAGUAAGAAUGGACACCUGGACCUUUUCCUACGAUUCCUUCUUGGCUUCUCACUGGACUCCAAUCAGAGGCUUCUCCAAGGCCUUCUCACACAGACAGAUAGCAGAUCACAGAGCAUCGAAGAAACAGUAAAGUACAUUAAGGGGAAGAUCAGAGCGGAAUCUUCAGCAGAGAGGACCAUCAAUCUGUUCCACUGUCUGAGUGAACUGAAAGACAACUCUCUGGUGGAGCAAAUCCAGAAUUCCCUGAGAUCAGGAGCACUUUCUGAUAAAGAGCUGGAACCAGACCAGUGUUCAGCUCUGGCCUUUGUGUUACUGAUGUCAGAGGAGGUCCUGGAUGUGUUUGAAUUGAAGAUGUACAACACAUCAGCAGCAGGUCAUCAGAGACUGGUGCCAGUUGUUAAGAACUGCAGGAAAGCAGUGCUGGAUAGCUGCAAACUCACACAGAGGUCAUGGGACAUUGUGGUGUCUGCUCUUGAGUCAGUCCCCUCACACCUGAUAGAGUUAGACCUCAGCUACAAUAACCUGGAAGAAUCAAGAGUGGAACAGCUCUGUGCUGGACUGAAGAGUCCAAACUGUAAACUACAGAGCCUGAGACUGGCCAGCUGUGAUCUCACAGAGAAGUCAAGUGUUACUGCGGCCUCCGCUCUCCAGUCAGUCCCCUCAAACCUGAUAGAGCUGGACCUCAGCUGCAACAGCCUGGGAGAUUCAGGAGUGGAGCGGCUCUGUGCUGGACUGAAGAGUCCUAACUGUAAACUACAGAGACUGAGACUGGACAGCUGUGAUCUCACAGAGAAGUCAUGUGACACUGUGGCCUCCGCUCUCCAGUCAGUCCCCUCACACCUGAUAGAGCUGGACCUCAGCUACAAUAACCUGGGAGAUUCAGGAGUGAAGCAGCUGUGUGCUGGACUGGAGAGUCCAAACUGUAAAUUACAAAGUCUGGGGCUUUCGGGCUGUCGAGUCACAGAGAGAGGCUGUGCUGCUCUGGCUUCAGCUCUUCAUUCAACCCCCUCACACUUGACAGAGCUGGAUCUGAGCUUCAAUCACCUAGGGGACCUAGGAGUGAAAGAGCUCUCUGCUGGACUGGACAACCCCAUCUGUAAACUGGAGACACUGCUUUUGGGGGAGUGUAAUCUCACAGAGGGCUGCUGUCAUUAUCUGGCCUCAGUCCUGAGUUCACCCACCUCAGAGCUGAGAGAUCUGGAGCUCACAGACAACGAGCUGCAGGAUUCAGGAGUGGAGUUGCUCUCUGCUGCACUGAAGGACCCACACUGUAAACUGCAGAGACUGGGGCUGUCAGGCUGUCGAGUCACAGAGAAAGGCUGUGUUUCUCUGGCUUCAGCUCUGCAUUCAAACCCCUCACACCUGAGGGAGCUGGAUCUGAGCUACAAUCACCCAGGGGACUCAGGAGUGAGAGCACUGAAGGACCCCAGCUGUAAACUGGAGACACUGCUUGUGGACCAUGGAGGAGAGAACAAGAACAGAUCAGGACCCAGAAAAUAUGCCUGUCAGCUGACGCUGGAUCUUAACACAGCACACAAUUACCUGUGUCUGUCUGAGGGGGACAGGAAGGUGACACGGGGGAUGGAGGAGCAGCCAUAUUCAUAUCACCAAGAGAGAUUUGGCUUCUGGUCCCAGGUGCUGUGCAGAGAGGGUCUGUCUGGUACUCGCUGCUACUGGGAGGCUGAGUGGAGCGGGACUGGAUUGGUUCUUGUAGCAGUAACAUACAAAGGCAUUAGCAGGAAAGGAGGGGGUACUGACUGUAGAUUUGGAGGGAAUAUAAACUCCUGGAGUCUGGACUGCUCUGGUGGCCAUUGUGCUGUCUGGCACAAUAAUAAGAGCGCAGCCGUACCUGCCCCCUCCUCCUGCAGAGUAGGAGUGUAUCUGGACUGGCCGGCUGGCACUCUGUCCUUCUACAGCGUCUCCUCUGACACACUGACCCUCCUGCACAGAUUCCACACCACCUUCACUCAACCCCUCUAUCCUGGGUUUGAGGUUUGGCAGGAGAAUGACUCUGUGUCCCUGUGCCAGAUGACAUAGAGUCCUGUACCACGCACACACACACACACGCACACACACACACACACACACACACACACACACAUUCACAUACC